This is a messenger RNA of Castor canadensis (American beaver), 1013 nucleotides long. RefSeq names its product FOS like 1, AP-1 transcription factor subunit (gene Fosl1). The record is from RefSeq and is a predicted model, not a curated record. Gene Ontology annotation, molecular function: DNA-binding transcription factor activity, RNA polymerase II-specific; RNA polymerase II cis-regulatory region sequence-specific DNA binding. Lineage: Eukaryota; Metazoa; Chordata; Mammalia; Rodentia; Castoridae. Gene Ontology annotation, cellular component: nucleus. Gene Ontology annotation, biological process: regulation of transcription by RNA polymerase II.
AGAAAAGACUGCGAGGCGCGAGUGAGUCAGAACCCAGCCGCCGACGCGGACCCCGUGGAGCAGCCAGCCCAGGGCAUGUACCGAGACUUCGGGGAACCGGGACCGAGCUCCGGGGCGGGCAGCGCGUACGGCGGCCCGGCGCAGCACCCCGCCGCGGCGCAGGCGGCCGCCCAGCAGCAGAAGUUCCACCUUGUGCCAAGCCUCAAUGCCGUGAGUGGCAGCCAAGAAUUGCAGUGGAUGGUGCAGCCUCACUUCCUGGGGCCCAGCGGCUACCCCAGGCCUCUAGUCUACCCUCAGUACAGCCCCCCGCAGCCCCGGCCAGGAGUAAUUCGGGCUGUGGGUCCUCCUCCAGGGGUACAUCGUCGACCCUGUGAACAGAUCAGCCCGGAGGAGGAAGAGCGCCGCCGAGUGAGGCGUGAGCGGAACAAGCUGGCUGCGGCCAAGUGCAGGAACCGAAGGAAGGAACUGACCGAUUUCCUGCAGGCGGAGACCGACAAACUAGAGGAUGAGAAAUCCGGGCUGCAGCGAGAGAUUGAGGAGCUGCAGAAGCAGAAGGAGCGCCUGGAGCUGGUGCUGGAAGCCCACCGCCCCAUCUGCAAAAUCCCGGAAGGAGACAAGGAGAGGGACACAGGCGGUACCAGCAGUGCCAGCGGCACCGGCAGCCCACCAGGCCCCUGCCGCCCUGUACCUUGUAUCUCCCUUUCCCCGGGGCCUGUGCUUGAGCCCGAGGCAUUGCACACCCCCACACUCAUGACCACACCCUCUCUGACUCCUUUUACCCCCAGUCUGGUUUUCACCUAUCCCAGCACACCGGAGCCUUGUGCCUCAGCACAUCGGAAAAGUAGCAGCAGCAGUGGGGACCCAUCUUCUGACCCUCUGGGUUCCCCCACCCUCCUGGCCUUGUGAGGCACCUGCCCCACCCCACCCUCUGCAAGUGCUACCUUAGCGAGGAUCUCAUUCCUUUCCCCCAUUGGUCCAGCUGGCCUGGACCACAUACCAUGCCUAAUGCCAGC